CCCGCCCUCCCGUGAGGCGGCCGCGUUCCCGCCCUCCGCGUUGCCAUGGCGCCGCGCUGGCGCUGCAAAAUGGCGGCCGGGCGGCCGCCGUAGCGCCAUGGGGGUUGCCGGCAUCGGGGCGCCGCUGCUGCUGCUGCUGCUCUUGCGGGCGGCUCCCUGCCCCGGGCAGCUGGCCGGGGACACCGUCUUUCAGCCUUCGUUUAUUCAUAUGUCAGGGCCCAGAGUCAAUUCAUUUUUUCUUGGCCAUUCUUCAGGAGUUAAUUUUUCUAUAAUUUUAAGUCCUAGAGAUGCAGAGACAGGAAAAUUGCAACUUGCAAAUUGCAGCGGAAGUAAAAGAGUGGGAGAUUGGAAUUUGGAUGUAACUCCUGGUGUGAACACUUCCAAGGUGACUGUAAGCCUCAACAGAACUCUGGAGCUGUGUUUGCCCAAUGCCACCGAGUGCUGCCCCUCACCUCUGUGUGUGGUGGAAACACUCCAGGUUUUAGCCUGCCGUGGUUCAGUGAUGCUGGCACAGCUCCUGAUUCAAGCUGAAAUAUUUGCCAACUCUUCCUUUGCAGGAAAUGUGUCAGAAAAUGCAACUAUCAUCCCAAACCAAGCAUUUAAGCCCUUGGGCUCUUGUCCUUGUAAUUUAACAGCUGGAGCUUGUGAUAUUCGUUGUUGCUGUGAUCUGGAGUGUACACCAGACUUGCAGCAGUUAUUCAAUGGAUCAUGUUUCACUGGAGUGUUUGGUGGGGAUGUAAACCCACCUUAUGAUCAGCUGUGCUCUUCUCAGUCAAUGGAAUAUACCCCUGAGUGGUUUCCCUUCCUUUGUGUACAGUCAUCUCUUGACAACACACCAUUUCUUGGCUAUUUUUAUCAUGGCUCUACUUCUACACCCAAAGUUUAUUCAUUUAAGAUCCCUCUACAAACUUCUCCUGGGAAACCUUUCACUGGUUACAGAGAAGGAGAUCCAAUUAUAACAGAAGAAGAUGAGUAUUUUACUGUUCCCCAGCAAUCCAUGGCUGGACAGUGUGUUGGGAAUGCUCCCGUGGCCUAUCUCCAAAACUUCGAUGUCAAGUGCCUGACCAAUUUGGAGUCUUACAAGGAAGGCCUGCCCCAUGAUGUGAGGAUAAACACUGGCACUGCAGACUUCAUCCAACAAAAUGUUUUCUACAGAGCCAUCACUGACAGGGGCAAAUUCAUCACUGAAAGUGAAAACCUUGCUGCUGAGGUACUGUGUCAGAAUGUAACUUUUGCAGAACAUUAUAAAUUCAUUUGGAAAGACAAGAACAUUGAGCAAGUAAAUGUCACUGUCUUCUUUGGAAGCUUAUGUGAUGGAGAAAUCCUGACACAGAGAUUCACAGUCGAAUUUCUAAGUUUAAACAGUACUAAUGGAGAGGAACUGUUUGAGAAUCCAGGGUAUCAAGUUGGAAAUCCACUGAAAGCUGCAAAUCUGAAUGCUUCUGAUCCUCUUGGAAGCAUAGACAUUUGGCAGCCAGCUGGCAGAGGUUUAUGUGCAUCAACAACUGACAGACCAGUUCUGUUUGGAGUAGACUCAUACUCUGGGUGCAUUCUAGAAGUUGAUAUUAAUGAAGAUUGCAGCCUUUUAAGAGGAAAUGUGACUGAGAAAUUGAAUGCAUUAAUACAAGCUACUCACAUUGGAAAGAGGGACAAUUCCAAUUACAGUGAUCUAAAUGACUGGGUGGAAAUUAUACGUCUUGAUCCAUUUAGUUCUAAUGUGAGCACUGGAGGCUUAAAAGGUUUUUGUCCAGAUAUUCCUGCAAACCUAAAUAUUCGCAUAAUCUUUGCUAAAGUGGGAGCAGUGCAAGGGAUUCCCCAGCAGGAAAUUCUUGCUGUGCAGAUCAGUUACUCAACAGUCUUAUGGCAGUUCCAGUGUGGGCUUGGCUGCAGAAACACCCUCAGCUUUCUUCCCAUCACAGCUUCUGUUCAGUUCAUUGAAGUCCCAGCACAACCACCUCCUCCAGUGACCAGGUAUCAGAAGAUUUAUGCAGAGUUUGACUGCAAUCAGAAUGAGGUGUGCUGGCCACAACUCCUUUAUCCACUGACACGCUUUUACACAGGAGAACCAUAUUCCCAGAGUCUUGCGAAAGGCCUGUUUCUGGCAUUUCUUGUUUUACUUGCAACAAUUAUGAGCAACCCUUGGUUUUCUAAAUUAUGGAACAGAUAGGUAAAAAUUAUGGAGAAACAUUCUUGGAUUUUGUAGAGUAUUUAUGUAAACUUUGAAAGAUACAUAAAAUCAGUACUUCUACAGCAUACAGAAAAUGGCUGCUACUUAAAAUAAAAAGUAAUAAAUUAUCUUUAAUCUCUA
Messenger RNA from Lonchura striata (white-rumped munia), 2308 nucleotides. RefSeq names its product tectonic family member 2 (gene TCTN2). Gene Ontology annotation, biological process: cilium assembly; protein localization to ciliary transition zone; smoothened signaling pathway. NCBI's taxonomy places the organism in Eukaryota, Metazoa, Chordata, Aves, Passeriformes, Estrildidae. The record is from RefSeq and is a predicted model, not a curated record. Gene Ontology annotation, cellular component: MKS complex.